Annulohypoxylon maeteangense is the source of this 3551-nucleotide messenger RNA. RefSeq lists its product as uncharacterized. The transcript has 3 exons. Lineage: Eukaryota; Fungi; Ascomycota; Sordariomycetes; Xylariales; Hypoxylaceae. Bases 218 to 3376 code for a protein of 1052 amino acids. The record is from RefSeq and is a predicted model, not a curated record.
CCAACAUUCGAGCACUGCAACGCAACCAUCUCGUAGCGCAUGAUUUAUUACCAUAGGGCUCCAACUUCAUUAUUUCUCUCAUUCAUUUCCUGUUUCCACCCCACUACUAUGAUGCAUAAGAUGGCAUCUUACAUGAUAACAAAAUCAUCCUCUAAUCUUCCCUAAUUUAAAUGUUUUAGCUGCCCGUUGACUUUAUUAACGAUCUUUUCUUGCCAGAAUGGAGCCAGUCGCGGUGGUUGGGUUAAUCAGCAAUGUCUUGCAGUUCGUUGAGUUGGGAUAUAAACUUCUAUCCGCAUCAAAAGAAAUGUACGGAGCGGGAAAUGAGGCAACUCAAUCAAACAAGAAUCUUGAGUUCAUGACUCGAGAGAUGAAACGGUUGAGCCAGUGUCUAACCAAAGGCGGACCGCCGCCACAUGCGACCGACGAUGAGCAAAUCUUGUUGGAGCUAGCAGACAAAUGCGAAAGAUGGGCUGAUGAUAUGCUUGCAUUUCUUGCUCGCCUAAAGAAUAAGAACCCACAGAGCAAGUUAGCGGCAUUUAAAGCUUCAGUGAGGAACCAUACUACACGGCAUGAAAGGAGUCGACUCAAAGAGGGCCUCGACGAUUACAGAGUACAGUUAGACGUCCAGCUGAAUAUCAUGACUAGGUCCGAUAUCCUCAAAAACCUCAAUAGCAUGACCCAGGCGCUGAAGUUGACCAACGAAGACAUAGUAAUCUUAAAGCGCAGUGCAGAGUCACUUCAGGAGUCUGUCCCAGGCAUUGAAAUGAAAGUCGGUUCAAAAUUCCUAGACCAACUCAGGGGUAUUCUGCACGUCUCAGAAGAAACGAUAUUAAAAGCCAAGCAGAUGCUAUUCAUAAAUGCUCUAAGAAAUGAAGGAAUGGAAGAUCGGUUUUACCAUGUGGAACCUGCCCACGAAGCAACAUUUAAAUGGCUACUUGAAGAAAACCCUAUUUCAGAUCGUGGAUCUCCUGGGGAUGGGACACCGGAUAAACCCGAUACCAAACGAGAUAUUCGAGGCCAAUUCAUAAAUUGGCUUCGGAAUGAAAGCGGCAUCUUCCAAAUAUCGGGCAAACCAGGAUCGGGAAAGUCAACGCUGAUGAAGUUCUUAUACGGUAAUAAACUUACCUGGCGAUAUCUUGAGGACUGGUCAAAGGAGAAACAACUCGUAUUUGUUAAGUCUUUCUUCUGGAGACUGGGGAAUGAUACGCAGACAUUGAUGAGUCUCGUUCGUUCUCUCCUUCACCAAAUUCUUUCGGUUGCCAAGGACUUAAUACCCGUCGCCUUUCCUUCUCGUUGGGAGCAAAUUUAUUCUCACGGAGUGACCAUGGUCCAACUUGGGUUGGAAGAAAUUGAGCAAGGGUUCCAGAACCUUGUCACCAACCAGACAACUUUUGAAGGCCAUAAACUCGUCUUUUUCAUCGAUGGCCUAGAUGAAUAUCAAGGCAGGCAUAUUGAUCUUGUAAAAAGGCUAUUCAGCUGGACUUCUUCUAGCGAUGAAAACCUUAAGAUAUGCGUUUCUAGCAGAGAAUGGAAUGAAUUCAUGGUGGGGUUCUCUGAAUGCCCCAAACUACGAAUACACGAAUAUACUCACAAGGAUAUUAUGGCAAUGGUCCGUCAUCAACUAAAGGCUGGCUGCAAAUAUCCAACGCUCGUGAAUAGCUACCACAUUGAGUUCUUAACUCAGAAGAUAGCGUUUAAAGCUGAAGGUGUCUUUCAAUGGGUCAGCCUUGUUCUAAACGCUCUCAAUGAUGGUAUUCUCAAUGGCGACAACGUCUCAGAAUUGAUCUCCAAAAUUGAUUCGUUCCCAAAUGAACUAGAAGAUCUGUAUCAACAUCUAUUUAACUCAAUACACGCAAAAGAUCGUCAGAAGGUUUUCGAAACAUUAAGGAUGAUUAACUAUAUGGGAUCUGAUCACAGCAUACCCUUAAUGCGAGUUUGGUUCCUCAACAAAGUGAUAGACGAACCAAAUUACUGCAUGAAAGCGACUCUCGGGAGUGAAUCCGAUGAAGAAAUAACUGAUAUACUGGAAAUCACUCGAAGGCAGAUCUAUGGGCGCUGCAAGGGAUUUUUGAUAGUACACGACUAUCCAGAAAAACAUGUCUUGUUUAGCCCUCAUUUCCCAAACGAUGGAGGAGUAAGAUUCAUGCAUAGCACCGCCUACGAAUUCUUAGAACAAAUUCAUAUAAAACAAUCUAUUGAUCAGGUCGUGGGGAAGGUCGACCUUUUCGACCGUAUCUGCCAGACUUUCCUCGCAUAUGCUAAAUUCGCUAGACCAGAGUGGUACAACUUCGAUCCAUCAAAGAGUCACGAUUCCCCGUUCAACGAGGAGCUAGGCUACAUUCUUAUGUUGGCACUCGAGAAUGAAUGCUUGUUUUCCGACUGCAAGGCUUCUAUGAACAAUGGUCCUCGAUUCAUCAAAUUUCUAAAUGAACUAGAAACAACGAUAGUAGCAAAACGAGGCCCGCUAAAGACCCCAUACAAAGUUCAUGACUGUGUUCAUAUGAAGCCGUCAAAUACACCACCCGCAAGCGUAACAAAAAAUGGCUGCGUUGGUGCUGGUACCAUCAUUAAAUUGUUCGUUUUUAGUUGGCUACUACCCGAGUUUUUCCACGAUCAGGUUCCAACUUUUAAUUGGGAUGAAAUUCAUGAGGACCCUCUGUGUCUUCUGCUAGGAACUAUGGGUACGAGGAGAUCCCAAAUGAAGAUAUAUUACGAACGACUAUGUGAAAUGCUCGAGUGGUGUUUCUCAAAAGGUGUCACAUCUCCAAACUACAUUGGUAUAAACCAGCCAGGAUUGAGCCUUGUUGACUGCAUACUCCUCUUACUCAUGUAUCGGCCAUCUUACGAUCUAUGGUACAACAAAACUGAUAUUCAUCACGACACUAAUCUCUAUCCACUAAGGUUACUUGAGACGUGUCUACGUUAUGGCGCCAGGCCGCAGUUACAACUAUGGUUUUAUGAUUGUUACCAAGAGAAGGAUAAAGGGUUCGUUCGAGUCCGGCCUGUUUUUUCCAAUAAAUUCAUACAUGAAGGGUGGCAUACUCCAAAAGAAUCUCCUCUUGCAGUAUUUGCGAAACAGCGGGAGGGUAUAGUCACGAUUCGUGAUCUCACUGAACUCUGGUUUCCCUGCCACUACGUGGUGCUUCAAAAGCUGAUUGACCGUAACGAUCAGGCCACAGAGUCUAAAAGAGAUACACACACAUAUGAUAUCGUUCCUUCACAUCUUCAAGAUGAUCCGGGGCGAAACUGGUCGGAAGUUGAACUUGGAGAAGAUCUAUUCCAGUGGCAUAUUCAGUUGCCCGGUUCUGGUUAUAUUAUUGAAAGCAAGUGUGCCAUGGUUCCUUUCCGGUAUGAUGGAGUAAAAGGGUUUUUCUAGUUGCCGAACACCCACGGAUACAUAGAAACAACUUCAAGGUUAUGAUGAUUCACUCAUUCUUCUAACGAAUUUCCCCAUAUUCAAAUCAAAAAUCUACGGGCCUAUUAAAACACUGAAAUGCACCAUAACUUGAAAGAGAGACCUCUAACUACAAAGCCCCUAUUCAACUAUGGCG